AAGAGAGACGUGCAGCUUUCUAAAUCUCCACUCUUGUAAACACUCGUCAAGUAUUCCCUGCCAUUUACUUCUACGGCUUAAUUUAAAUCUGACUUUUCAAGGCCAUUGAUCCUGCAUAUCUUGCGGUUGUUGACGACCUGUGAACUUUUUAAAAGCCCUGCUUUACGGAUAAGUGGGUUACGUAGCGACAGAAACCAGAAGUGGAGUAGCCCUUGUUCGCUUUGAAGCUUUGAAAAAUUGUGUCUGGUUUCUCGAACUCUCUACGAGUUUGCUUUGAUCCUUCGAUAAAAACUGAAAUCAAAGAGCUGAAGUAUUCCUAAAGGCAAGAAAUUGUUAAAUUUGGAUUUGCGAGGAGAAAUUCCGAAUUCUUGAGCAGCAGGCAUAUAAUCAUUUGAUUUAAUAUUGUAAGAGAGGUCAUGACAACUUUGCAUGAGUUCAGCUUGAGACUGUCACAUGAAAUCUAGGAUAUCCAAUUGAAUCCACUGCAGUACAUUGAAUUAUGAGUUAUCAAAAGCUGCACAGGGAAUUUUGAAAGGACUUAGUUGGAAUUUGUAACAAAACCCAGAGGAGACCAGAGAAAAAUCUGUCACACAAAGCAUUGCAUGCAUGAGUGAUUUUUCCCAUUGCAUAGCAAAUAUCUGUUGAAGAGAGUUGGGGUUUCCUUGCAAGCUUGGCUGGAGGUUUUUCUUAAAGUAAAAAGCACUGAACAGUUGUCAUGUCUGAGGAAAGUGAUGAAAGAAUCUCUAGAAUUGAAGCAAGGAGAAGAAGGAGGGAACAAAGAAGAUUAAGUUUAGACACUGAUGAGGAAAACAAAUCUGUGAAUGGAGUUGAUGACUCAGGAGUUCCUGGAGGUGGUCGGUCUCGAUCAUCAACUACUGACAGUGAUAUUGAACUAACAAAGGCCUUAAGUCGGGAAGAAAAGAGGCAAGAAAGGAGGGAAAAGAAGAGACAAAGGGAAAUGGCAGAAAAAUGUAAAGAGCCAGCAAAGUCAGCUGCGGUGAUAACAGACUUCAGCAAAAGAGAAAUCAGGGAAAGAAGGCCAAGUGAUCCUGAAAUCCUGUCUGGGGGUAGUGAGAGUGUUGAUGAUACUGACAAGGAAAAUGAACAGAUAAAUGCACAGAAAUCAGGAGGUAAAAAAUCUGGUUAUGGCUCAUAUGCCUCUGCUUUGCGAAAAGGAUCACAGGGUGCUGAUGUGGACAAAAGAAAGGAACGAUAUGCUGCUGCCAUUGAGGGAUACAAUGUCAGGGAUGAUGAUGAUGAUGACAUUAUGGAUUAUUCAUCUCGUGAUCCUACAGAUCAGCAACCAGACAUCAAGUCAACUGCACCAGUAAAAAGAAUAAAAGAAGAUUACCUGACCUCAGCAUCUGGAGCUGGUAGGAAAAUAGAACAUUCUGAGGAACAACCAACCCCCCAUCAUUUGGAAAGGCAGUGGCCUCCUCCACCUUCAGAGAAUGAUGAUGAUGAUGAAAAAGAUGGAGAACCCCGGCAAGGUGUGGUGAAAACAUUUGAGGAACCUGAAGCUGUAGAAGAAGACAGAGGAGUUGAUGUAGGUCAUGUUGACUCAGUCAAGUCUUUGAAAGAACAGUGGCAGGUUAAGGAACCAUCCAAACCAUUGGGUGUUAACAAACCCUACGUCCCCUUGAAGAAAGAUGAUCUGUGGAUCACCCAUUUUAGGCCUGUCAUUGAUGAAGGGGAAGCUCCAAAGGAACCUCAAUGGUUACAGACAGUAAGGCAACGUAGAUGGAGAUCCACUGUAGCAGCACGCUUUCCUCAGGAUGAACAAGAGAAGGCAGUCUUUGAAAAUCGCUCUACAACACCAAGAAAAUUUAAGAAGCCUAAUCCUUACUCUCUCAUGCGUUCAAAGUCUGACCUUGAUGAUGAAUUUGAAAUUGCUAUGAGGCGUAGGCGUCGGAAAACUGAUGAUGAAGACUCCGUUGAUGCCAGCAAGCGUUCAUGGUCUUCUUUUGGGGAGGUAGAUAAUUCUGAUUCUGUUGCUGUGCUGAGUAAGGUUCCAAUAAAAGGCCCUUUGAAGGAGUACAAGAAAAACCUUGAAUUGGAAAGGGCACGCACAACCAUGUUAAAAUGGACAUUUUCAACAGACAUGGUUGAUGAUCCCCUUCGAUUUGACCUUCCCAAGCCCAUUGACCUAGCAACACAGGAAGAGUACGAAAAAGAGCAAGAAUGGAGGUAUAUGCAGUCACGGCGGCGAUUUGCAAGUGAAAGUGAAACUGAUGGGCUUGGAGAUUCAUCUAUGAGAUCAUCAAUGUCCUCACUGAGUGAUGGGGAACAUCUCCCCAAGUCGCCUGUUUUUAACACUCCUGGCCAGCCUCUAGAAAAAACGUCUAUUAGUUCAGGAGAGUCACCCAGUCCUGAGCCUACAGCUGAUGAGCAUGCUGGACCAGCUGACUCAGCUGAACCGGCUAGAGACUACAUGUUUAGUCAGGGUGUGUCUGAUAUUAAGAAGAAUUUGCUCACUUCAACAAAAGAAGAACCGCUAAAACCCACUAUUGCAGAUGAUAAUCUUGAAUAUGUUCCUAAACUGGCUGAUAUUAAGAAGAAAAUGCAAGAAAAAGAAGAAUCAAUACCAAAGUCUACCCCCCUCAAUGAAGAAAUCCAGAUGCUUCCAAAGAUGAAAGACAUAAAGAAUAGAUUUUUGGCCCCCAAAAAGGAGCAAGUUUUGAAAAACCCAGAGUUUGAAGAAGGGGAACAGUUUGAGAGACUGGAAAGUCUAAAGAGUCGGUUUCAAGCUAAAGAACAAAAAGAAGAGCCAAGGGCUUUGAGUAAACCUAAGUUGAAAAAGAAACUGAGUACUAGCGAUGAUAUGAAAGCAAUCAUGGCAAGCCGAAGGCAGAUGACAGAUGAGUUUGUAAGCGAGAGUCCAGACACUGCACAAGAGAUAAAGAGUUUAGCAACUGAUAUUGCCAAGACCUUUGGUUCUGAGGUUGCUGAUUCUCCAAAGCAAAAGAAAGAAAAAAGAAAGAAAGGAAAGGAAGAGAAAAAGAAAGCAGAAGUAAGUGAUAGUGGAACUGAAGAAAGUGAGACUCCAAAUUUUGGUCCUUGUGGAAAGCCAGAAGGUUGUGGAACAGAUGAUGAGCUUGAAAAACGCUCGAGCAAGGAGCUGGAAAUUUUGCCAACACUUGGAAAUGAACUGAAUGAGGAACCAGAGCCCAUUUACAACAAAGGCAAAGUUCCUCUAGCUGAGUAUGGUCCUUGUGGAAAGCCUGAAGGUUGUGGAACAGAUGAUGAACUUGAAAAACGCUUUAGCAAGGAGCUGGAUAUUUUGCCAACACUUGGAAAUGAACUGAACGAGGAACCAGAGCCAAUCUACAACAAAGACAAAGUUCUUCCAGCUGAGUCCACCUCCUUGGAAAGUGCUCCACAAAGAGAUUCAUUCACUGAUGACGAUCAAAUCGAGCAUUACAGUACAACAAGUGAUGACGAUAAGAUCAAGAAGCAAGAAUCACUAGACACAGUGGAAACCUCAGCCAAAGAGAGUGAAACUGAGAGUGAAGCAGAAAUGCACUUCAAGAAAGAAGACAAAGAUACUGUUGAAGAUGUUGAUGAAGACUUCUUGAGCUCAGAGAGUGAAAAUGAUAAGGAUGAGGAAGAUGGGCCAAGUGAAGCAGAAAUUGAUGGGAACUUGACAUCUCGCUCAUCAACUGAUAGACCCUUGUCAUACACAAUGGAAGAUAACAUUAAGAAAAGACUGAUUAAGGAGGAUGAUGAGAGGCCAAAGUCAUUUGCCUUUGGUGAAGGAGAAAGUACAGAGGAUCCAUGCAUCACAUCCAACUUGAAGGCCUUCUCUGACCAAAGAAGGAGAAUCAAGCCAACCAGACGGCAUGCGGCCAGUAGUAACCCUGUGCGUCAGCGACAAAACAGAGAUGACCUAAGAACUACUACAGAUAUUCUUAAGAUCCAAGAGGUGGAGAAGCCAUCAAUGGUAAACAAGAAAAAAAAACAGAAAGGUUUCACUGAUGAAGCAAUUGCUGGUUUGUCGAGCACAGAAGAUCUGGCUUCUGCAAGCACUGCACUGAGAAAGACAGCCAAAGAUGCUUCAGGAGUUAGCAAGGAGAUCAAAGAUUUUGGAGGAUUUUUACCUGUCAUGCUGUUACAAAUUAAAGGUUCAAGGCAUAUUCAGACAAGAUUGGUUGAGCCUUCAGUCAAAUCACUUAAUUCUGGAGACGUGUUUGUAUUGGUGACUGCAAAGGAUAUCCAUUUAUGGAAUGGGAAGGAUGCCAGCAUAAUGAAGAAGGCUAAGGGAAUGGAAGUUUCCACUAUCAUAGUAAAGCAGAAAGACUUGGGUUGUAAUGCUACAAAAGUUCAUAUCAUGGAUCAAGGUCUUGAGAUAAAUGAUGCUGGAACAAAGCUCUUCUGGAAGACUUUGGGAGGCAAAGAUGAUGUCCCAGAUGCGGCAGAUCUUCCUUCCGAUGAAGUACAUGAGAGAAGUUUGAUAAAGACCAACUUGAUUUACAGAGUCAGUUGUACGUCGGAUCCUCCGGAACUGGUACUUCGUGAUGACCUGUCAGGACGUGUCCUCAGUGCAGACUUGAUGGAUAAUUCGCAGGCGUACGUGGUUGACUUUGGUUCAGAAGUGUACCUGUGGCUCGGUAGAAACUGUGACGCUUUGGCGCGAGCAAAGGGCGUGGCCUUGGCACAAGAGAUCUUUAAUAAAUCAUUCAAGUUCAGGAGUAGCCUCAGUCCGUUAGACCCUAAAACGCUCUUAGAUGAUCCGCCCAAGACAACUGAAGUAACUCGCCCAUCCUGGGCUUUGUUUGGGCGCAUGACAGCUCGUUCAGAGACUGUGCUCUUUAGGGAAAAGUUCGUUGAUUGGCCAGAUCAUAACGUCGAUUACACACAGGAUUUUGUUAAACAGCCCAUAAGUGGAAGCUUCACUGAUCUGUCUGAGAAGGCUUAUUCUGAUCAUGAAGAGAGCCGGGAUGUAAGAACACGAAGCAGAAAGAAGCGACCCAACAGCAUAUUCGAGAUGCAGCCUUGUGAACCUGCACACUUGAUUGAGCUUCCUCCUGAGCCAAGCUUGAUUCUAGAGGGUUUUGACGUGGGGCGUGGCACAGGUACCGUCGAUGAAGAGGGGCGGCAGUUUAUUGUUUCUUCAAUUUCAUUGAAAAUCUGGCAUGUUAAGGAAUAUUCUUAUCAACUGCUCCCUGAAGAGGAACAUGGCCAUUUUUUCUCAUCAGAAGGUUACGUGGUGAGGUGGAAGUACUGUGUGAAGUUGACAGGCGUUAAGACACUGAAGGGGAAGCAGUCUCGCUAUGAGGAUGUUGGUCGGGAUAAGGUGGCGUACUUCUUCUGGCAAGGAAAAGACAGUUCACUGAAUGAGAAAGGAACUGCCGCUCUUAUGACUGUCGAGCUUGACUCCGACAAAGGGCCUCAGGUUUUGGUCGCGCAAGGAAAGGAACCUCCUUGUUUCACGAGAUUGUUCGAAGGAAAGAUGGUUGUUCACUUAGGAAAGAAAGAUUCUCUAGAGGAGACAGAUGAUGGCGCGCUUUUCAUCGUGCGAAAUGAAGAACCCGAAGAAUCUUAUUUAUUACAAAUACCAGCAAGUUCCUCAUGCCUGAGAUCGCGUACGUCAUUUAUUGUAGCGGACAACAAGAAAUCAAUCGUACAUGCCUGGCACGGCUGUCAAUCCCCUGCAGGCACGAAGCAAGUGGCUGUAAGCGCCGCAAAGAGACUAAAGAAAUGGUUCAACAAGCAAUAUUCCAAGGAGUUUAAAGCGAAAGAAGUUUCCGAAGGGGAGGAGAGCAAAGAUUUUUGGAAUGUUCUCGGUGGAAAGACAGGCUUUGUUUCGCUUCUUGAAGAUUCGAAGAAACAUGACUAUACGAUGCGUGUUUUCCACCUGAAGAGCUCCAGUGGCUCGUUUGAGGCUAUUGAAGUGUUAAACCAAGCUAGAUCUGAUCAUAUCACACCUUAUCCGAUUCUUCAAUCACAACUGUACUCAGCAGAUCAACCAGCCUUGUUUAUGGUAGACGCAGUGCAUGUCAUUUACCUUUGGCACGGCUGGUGGCCGAGUGGAGACGAUUCCGAGUCCAGAGCUUCAACAACAGGCUCCGCGGAAACGCGAUGGAGCAACGACAAACGGCUGUCGAUGGAAACCAUCAAGUCAUACGCAACAGAACUAAAGCGCGACUUCUCUCAAGUAUUCAUUGUGUUUGCUGGUCUGGAACCAAAAUCGUUCAAACUGCUUUUCCCAUUCUGGGAGGAAAGACCCGACGUGGCCAAAAUAAACAUAGCGGAUGGUAAAGCUGACGGCGAUACGGUAAAAGUAGAAACAGAACUUACCAAACUCUCAAGGCAGGAGUACAGUUUAGAAGAACUGAAACAAAAACCGCCCCCUGAAGGGGUUGAUCCGUCAAGACUUGAGACAUAUCUGAGUGCAGACGACUUUCAGAAAGCUUUUAACAUGACCAAAAGCGCUUUUGAUGCUCUGCCAAUGUGGAAGAAGACAAAUCUCAGAAAGAAAGCUGGACUUUUUUAACUUCUCUCCACUUAAAAGAUAUUUAAUUCGAUUAGUUAAUGAGUGUGUUUAAAUGAGGGUAUUUUAUGACUACCCUUGUCGUGCUGUUACUGAAGAUUUGUCAGGGAGAUUAUUAUUAAUAGAAAGCGAGCUUAUCACAGGAAAGGUUCGCUUCCCUAAUCUCAGAAUAAUUAGCAAUUAAUAAUUUGUAUGAGACAAUCUGUAGGACUUUUCUGAAUAUACAGUGCCUGUUUUUUUUCUUCCUUAACAGUUGAAAAGUAUCAUUGUGUAGCUGUUUAAUUUUAUUUCAGAUUUGAAUUUCGUGAGGUGAAAACUUUAAGGAAACGAUCAUUUUGCAAGAAAUAUGAGAACCUUUCCUAUACGUCAACGCUUUAGUUUGAUACGUUUUUGUAAAGGUACUUAUCUCUCAAUCUUUUGCCCUGUUGACGAUGGAAAUGAUGCAUUGGUAAAAAUUCAGGCGGGAAAGGGGUGAACCGGAAGGUUGCAUCUUACACUGAUGAAAUGAACGAGGAAAGUAUUGCACUAGACUGCCCGCGCACUGGGAUUCUGAACUAUUUUGGAUUGCAACAAAUGAUCAAGGAAAAAACUUAAGCGUUUCGGGUAUGCAUUUAGAGAGGGCUUAAGUUUUCUCUGAAGAAAGCUUAGUGGUUGAUUGAAUCGUAAGUGAGUGGAACUGGAAAACCGUGAGUGUCGAAAACCGGUUUAUCAAGACUUACUCAGAGCCUUCUCUUUGCAACGCACGAACGAGUAACUAAGUCGGGUCAAAGGAACUUAUAGGAAGGGCCAUGUUAGUUGCUGGUCAUCAGGCUUUUUAUUGUUGUUGUUGCUUGUUUGUUUAUUUGUUUGAAUUGAAAAGAAACGGUUUCAUCUUAAGAUCAACACGAGCCUUCUUAUGGUAAAUCUUAAUUAAAAUUUAGCAACGGAUUCUUGUAAAAGCUUGUAUACCACUGAAAGAUGUUGCUGAGUAAAUGUAAUCAGAUUUUCAUUGGCCUCUUGGAACGUUUGCUUAAUUAAGAUGUUUGUAUGUUUACAUUUCUUAAGAUUUUCACGAAAUGAUUGAAGAAGAAGUUGAGUUUGGCCUCUUUGGGUCCUGAAGUUUUAUUAUAGCGUUAGUAGUAGCGCCUCGGUAAGGCUCCUGUCUUCUUCAAUCUAGUUAAAGUUUUGACAGUUGUUGAAAGGUAGAACCUUUUUCAGUUGUGUCAACCCAUUGAACGUUAGAUUUGUCUAGAAAGUUCCUAAAGAAAACUUAAAUCGAGAAGCCUAGAUCUGGGUUUAAGACAAUACUGUGAGGGAAUUUAAUUUAGUAGACUCAGUAAGAUUAAUUGUAGUACUUUUUCCUCUUAGAUUAGUAUUGUAAGAAAAAAACAUUUGUAAUCAGCAUGAAUUUGGUCUAAUAUUUGUUAAUCAACGUAUGUAAUGCCAUUUAAUUAACUGCACAGUUUGAUCUUAUUUAAGACUAUGCCUUUAGAUGUAUUUCAGUUCAAUUUAACACAGAAAUGUGGAAUAAUUAAAUAUGCAAUUGAUAAAGGACAGACAGAGGUCUGUUUGAUCAAGAAAAAGAGUAGGAGAGAUUUUUUGUUAUAUCUGAGAGGUCAACCAGGGCAUCGAAAAUGAACUUAAAAGUUGGAUUGUAGGUCAAAGAUUAUAAUCUUGCAAAGUCUCUCCAUAUUGAAGUUCCUCAGCUACCUGUGGACUUGAUUAUUUCGAUAAAAAAAGAUUAGAUAAUUGCGUUGCCCGUCUUUGUGUCAGUGAAAAAAGUAAUGUAGCUAGGAAGAAGUAUCUUUUUUUAGGAUAAAAAAUAAAUUGAUGUGAAGUUGAUAUUCCAAUAAAAGAACACUAAGUUUUGAAAUUAAAA
Molecule: messenger RNA, 8348 nt
Organism: Pocillopora verrucosa
Lineage: Eukaryota; Metazoa; Cnidaria; Anthozoa; Scleractinia; Pocilloporidae
Biological process (GO): barbed-end actin filament capping; cytoskeleton organization; actin filament severing
Cellular component (GO): actin cytoskeleton; cytoplasm
Molecular function (GO): actin filament binding; phosphatidylinositol-4,5-bisphosphate binding
Source: RefSeq, a predicted model, not a curated record